AUGAUUCGUCGAAUUGUCUGUGAUGUUGAAUUUUGUGUAAUUGUUAAAGAAAAAUUAAAUCCUUGUGAUAGUGUACUUGUAACUGGCUCAUGUGAACAAUUAGGUGAAUGGUUACCAAAUCGUUGUGUACCAUUAAAUCGUACAGAUAAAAAUGAUGAAGGUGAAAUUUGGUCAACUAAUAUUAAAAUUUAUGGAACACAAAAAAUUUCUUAUCGAUAUUUAAUUGCGCAAAUUGUACGAAUUGAUGAUGAUUUAAAUUUAAUUAUUAAAAAAUGGGAAACAUUUAAAACAGCACGUCAAAUAUCAUUGAAUAAUCAUUGGAUGAAUGAAUGUGAUAAUGGAGUAUCAUCCUUAACAAAUACACCAGUUGAUAAUGAACAACCUGAUGAAUAUCCAGCUAUAUUUGGUUGUUAUAAAGGUGAAUGUCGUACUGAUAUUGGUUGGUUAACUGGUCAAAGAGAAAUUCAACUUCGUUUUCAUUCAAAUACUUUACAAUUAUGGUCAUCGAAAUUACGUAAUAGUAAAAUGUCAUUAAAAGUUUCACCUAUUGAUUUAAAUUAUCAACAAGAAAAUGAAGAAAUUUCAUCAGAUUUACCUGGUCAACUAUAUGCACCAACAUCAAAAGUAUUUAUACAGUCAGCUAUAUUACGUUUAUCUGGUUGUGAAGCUAAUAUUCAAAGUGAUUAUGGUGCUAUUAUUGAAAAAGAUGAUUAUAUGAUUGUUAAAAUUCAAACAUUUGAACCAGAAAAUGUUGCAUAUCAUAUUGAUUUUUAUCUUGUUGAUGAAUUAACAACAUUAAGAAAACAUAUUGGUUUUGCAUAUGUUUUACCAGUACAUUCAAAUCUUGAAUUAGCAGAUAAUAAACAUCUUAAUCGUAUUGUACCUAUUAUUGGACUUAAACAUAAUCCUAUUGGUCAAAUAAAAAUUGAUGUUUUAUUAAUAACACCAUUAGAAGGUGUUCAACAAAAGUUUCUUGUUUCACCAUCAAAAUAUUGGCGUCAAGGUCGACGACCAGUUAAUGUUGGUCAUCGAGGUUUAGGUAAAACAAAUACUGAACAUAUUCCAUGUAAAACUCAAUCAUCAUCAUCAUCAUCAUCAAAUGAUUCAAAUAAACAACGUAUUAUGGAUAAUACAGCACCGAUACUUCCACCAACAACACGACCUGUUCAAACAAAAUUUGUUAGUGAAAAUACAUUAGCUUCAUUUAAAGGUGCUUUUCAACUUGGUUUUGAUUUUGUUGAAUUUGAUGUACAAUUAGCUAAAGAUAAAAUACCUGUUGUUUAUCAUGAUUUUCAAGUUGCUAUUACACUUAAACGUAAAGGACAAGAAGCUGAAUUAUUUGUUGUACCUGUUAAAGAUUUAACAUUACCACAAUUACAAUCAUUAAAAAUAUAUCAUGCAAGUAAAACUGAUGUAUCAAAAGUUGAUGAAGAAUUUGAUGAUGAUGAUCAAACAACUAUAAAUAAUAAUACAAAUUUAACAGGAAUAUCAAAUUCAUCAAAUAAUCUUGAUAAUCAACAAAUAAUUUCAACAAAUCAAUUAAAACAACAACAACAAGAUGAUAAAAAAUUUCGUUCAUUAUUUCCAACAUUACACGAACUUUUUGAAACACUUGAUCCACAUCUUGGAUUUAAUGUUGAAAUAAAAUAUGCUAUGGAAUAUCGACAAGGUGGAAGUGAACAAAAUCAUUAUUUUGAACGUAAUGAAUACAUUGAUUGUAUUCUUCGAUGCCUUAUUACUUAUGCUGGUAAACGUGUUAUACUCUUAUCAACAUUUGAUCCUGAUUGUGCCUCAAUGCUUCGUCGUAAACAAACAUUAUUUCCAGUAUUAUUUUUAACACAAGGUGAAAAAGGUGAUUGGCCACAAUUUUUAGAUAUUCGAACAUGGUCAAUUGAUAUUGGUCUAUGUUUUAUUGUUGCUGAACAUUUAUCAGGUUUAGCUGCACCAGCACUUGAUAUUCUUUCAAAUAAAGAUUUUGUUAAACAUGUUAAAGAUAAUGGAAAAUUAUUAUUUGUUUGGGGUGAUGAAGCAAGUGAAAAAGAUGUAUCAAAAUGUUUAUUAGAAUUACGUGUUGAUGGUUUAAUAUUUGAUCAUGUUGCUGAAUUUAAAGAAGAACAUUCAACAACAGAAAAUCUCUUUAUUUCGGAAGAACGUGAAGAAUUAGAAGUCCUUAAUAAUUUUCGUCAAAAACAACUUGAAUUGCAACAUAAUCAAUUAUUACAGGAACUUGAACGAUUAAAAGCUGCACGAGAAGUAACAACUUUAUUAGAAUCAACAAUAAAUACAUCAUCAACAAAUCAACUUUCUAAAGUCUCAACAAAUUUAGGACAAGAUCAAUCAUCUAUAACAGAUUCAAAUUUUAAACAUGUUAUGUGA
This is a messenger RNA of Rotaria sordida, 2376 nucleotides long. The record is from the annotation of a GenBank genome assembly. Lineage: Eukaryota; Metazoa; Rotifera; Eurotatoria; Philodinida; Philodinidae.